This is a messenger RNA of Sesamum indicum (sesame), 2925 nucleotides long. RefSeq names its product Tetratricopeptide repeat (TPR)-like superfamily protein. The record is from RefSeq and is a predicted model, not a curated record. Gene Ontology annotation, molecular function: protein binding; mRNA binding. Gene Ontology annotation, cellular component: chloroplast. Lineage: Eukaryota; Viridiplantae; Streptophyta; Magnoliopsida; Lamiales; Pedaliaceae. Gene Ontology annotation, biological process: chloroplast mRNA processing.
AAAAUAGCGCUUUUUGGUGAUAAAACGACAUGAAGCAACAACGCUUUUUACUACAAUAAAUAGUUUCCAACGGUAAUCGGAGCUGAAGGCGCGGUGCCGUGUCUUAUCUUCAUAACCUCCGCGAGAGCCCUGAUGGCCACCGUACACCAUCACCCUCCUUUUUUCACCCCAUCCCCAAAAGCCUACGGUCCUGCGAAAACCCGUACUUCGACCGUUCAUUGCUCCAAGCCCAAGAAUCCAGAUCCCUUCAAAGAGAAGAAGGUGGCCCAAGUCGACUACGACGCCGGGACCCACAAGUUAUCCACCAGAAUCUCUGGUAUCCGGAAGUCCGACCUCACGAAACGGUACCGUUUGAGGGUCGAGGGCGAGAGGUUUCAGAAAGACUGGUCUAUAUCCGAGGUGGUGGAGAGGAUAAUGAAGCUUAACCAUGCGCGCAAGAAUUUUCCGGUUCUAAUAAGGGAAAUAACGAACAUGGGUUCUAUAGAACAUAGUAUCCAAGUAUUCAAUUGGAUGAAGAAUCAAAAAAACUACUGUGCAAGAAAUGAUAUUUACAAUAUGAUGAUUAGGUUGCAUGCUAGACAUAAUCGUAUUGACCAGGCACGUGGCUUAUUUUUUGAGAUGCAAAAGUGGAGGUGCAAGCCUGAUGCUGAUACCUACAACGCCCUCAUCAAUGCACAUGGACGAGCUGGUCAAUGGCGCUGGGGACUGAAUAUCAUGGAAGACAUGCUCCGUGCAGCUAUUCCUCCAAGUAGAUCAACAUAUAACAACUUGAUCAAUGCGUGCGGAUCAAGUGGCAAUUGGAAGGAGGCUCUGAAAGUUUGUAAAAAAAUGACUGACAAUGGAGUUGGGCCUGAUUUGGUGACCCACAAUAUCAUUCUAUCUGCAUAUAAAAGUGGAUCACAGUUUUCAAAAGCACUCUCAUACUUUGAGCUAAUGAGGGGUACAAAUAUCCACCCAGAUACUACAACCCUCAAUAUUGUGAUACACUGCUUGGUUAAGCUUGGAAAAUACGAGGAAGCUAUUAACGUUUUCAAUUCAAUGAGAGAGAAAAGAUCAGAAUGCCGUCCUGAUGUUGUGACUUAUACUAGCAUCAUGCAUAUGUACUCUAUUUGUGGACAGGUUGAAAAUUGUCAUGCUGUUUUCAACACAUUGAUUGGGGAGGGUCUGCGACCUAAUAUUGUUUCUUACAAUGCAUUGCUUGGUGCAUAUGCCUCACUUGGCCUGAGCGAGCAAGCCUCGUCAAUUUUUAAUGAGAUGAAACAGAACGGGAUCCGCCCAGAUGUUGUAUCUUAUACCUCUUUACUCAAUGCCUUUGGAAGAUCACAACAGCCACAGAAGGCUAGGGAAAUAUUUGAUAUGAUGAGGAAAAACAAUUGCAAGCCAAAUUUGGUGAGUUACAAUGCACUGAUUGAUGCCUAUGGAUCUAACGGCUUUCUUGCUGAAGCUGUGGAACUGCUUCAAGAAAUGGAGCAAGUUGGUCUACAACCAAAUGUUGUUUCAAUUAGUUCCUUGUUGGCAGCAUGUGGUCGCUGCUGCCAAAAGGUGAAGAUUGAUUCCAUACUAAAAGCUGCUAAGUUGCGAGGUAUAGAAUUGAAUACAUUCGGAUACAACUCUGCUAUUGGAAGUUACAUGAAUGUCGGAGAAUAUGAAAAAGCUGUAACUUUAUAUAGGCGCAUGAGGGAAAAGAAAGUUAAACCUGAUUCUGUUACUUAUAAUGUUUUGAUAAGUGGCUGUUGCAAGAUGUCAAAGUAUUAUGAAGCACUUGACUUUCUUGCUGAAAUGAAGGAUCUGAAGAUUCCUUUGUCAAAGGAGGUAUAUUCUUCCGCAAUCUGUGCCUAUAGCAAACAGGGUCAACUUGCAGAAGCAGAAUCAAUGUUCAACAUGAUGAAAAUGGAUGGUUUGGUUCCAGAUGUUAUUGCAUAUACUGCGCUGUUACAUUCUUUUAGUACUGAAGAACACUGGGAUAAAGCAUUCACAGUGUUUCAACAAAUGGAGCUGAAUGGUGUCCAGCCAGACUCAGUAGCUUGUGCAGCCCUUAUGAGAACUUUCAAUCGAGGAUCUCAACCAGGCAAAGUCCUGCUUCUUGCUGAGUUUAUGAGAGACAAGGAGAUCCCAUUUACUGAUGCGGUGUUCUUUGAAAUGGUUUCAGCAUGUAGCAUUUUGCGUGAUUGGAAGACGCUAACUGAUAAUAUUCAAAUGAUGGAGACUUCCCUUCCUCGUAUCUCAGUCGGAACUCUGAACCAUCUUCUUCAUUCUUUUGGAAAAGUUGGAAAGACUGAAACCAUGAUAAAGUUGUUUCUGAAGAUAGUUGCAUCAGGUGCAGAAGUUGACUCGACUACCUACGCAGUUUUGUUGAAGAAUCUUUUAGCUGCCAGGAACUGGAGGAAAUAUAUUGAGGUGAUGCAGUGGAUGCAGGAUGCAGGUGUCCCACCUUCUGCUCAAAUGUACAAAAACAUAUUAUAUUUUGCUCAAACAAGUGGCAGCACUGAAAUUGCUGCAGUGAUAAGAGAACGAAUAGAAUCAUUGAAGAGGAAACCUGGUCAUCCUAUCUUAAACAGCAGUGAGCAUGGUCCUCCGCUUCACGCCAAUGAAUUGAUCAGUAGUACAAAUGAUUGCAGUGCCAAUUAUUAGUGGUGGCAAGUUCCAGAGGUAUGUAGCAAUAUGAACGACAUCCAGAUUCAGAAAGAGAUGAGCAACUUGCAGGAAGCUUCUUUGUUUUUUAACACCUAUCCAAUUGAUUGUUAAUGUAAGGGAAAAUACCAUAAUGGAUGAGCUGGUAGCCCGAGCUUGUAUAAGUUUGUAUUAGAUUAGUGAGCUGAUGUCCCAGGGCUCUGGAUACGGCAUUAAGCUUACAAAUACAGUUUCUUUUAAACAUAUGUAUCUAAAGAAAUCACAAAAAAAAAAAAAUAGAGGGUUGUCACUGCU